UUAGAACCCAGGUCCUCCUGACUCCCAGACACGGCACCGAGCAAGCCCCGAAGAAUCAUCACCGUUACGCUCCGCGUACGGCGCCCGCCUCACAAACCUUCCAGGGACAAAGAUGAGGAGCAGCUGCCAAGGCCUCUUGUCCUCGCACCCCACGGGGCUCCUGAGGGCCAUCGGCCUCCUGCUGGGUGCCUGGAUCGUUGGGGCGCAGGGGCCCCCCAUGAAUCACACGCGGGGAGAGUCCGCCCUUUUCCGCCUCAACGUCUCUCAGACCUCGGACUUAAGGGUGCUCGAAUGGACCUUCGCGACCAAGAAUCUGACUAUCAUGGAGCUCACGCUCGGGCCCCCGGGGCUCUCGCCCAACUGGACCCACGAGAGAUACAGACGGAGGGUCCACGUGGUCCCCAAGGGCUUCCUGCAGUUACUGGAUGUGACCCCUGAGGACAGCGGCACCUACGACAUGCAAGCCAGAUUCCGGUCAGGACCCUUCCAGAAGGAGGUCUUCACCCUGGCGGUGUACGAGCCGGUCCCCCUCCCCGAGAUCCAUCUGCGGCCCGGGAGCCGGACGUCGGGCCGGUGUAACUUCACCCUGGAGUGUCGGCUGCCGGGGGCGGGGGCGGCCGUGUCCGUGAGCUGGAGGAAGGGGGACCCCCCGGGGGAGCUGGCCGCGGCGGAGCGGCGGGGGCUGUCCCCCGACCGCCGGACCCUGAACCUGGCCCUGUCCUCGGUCCAUCCCGACGACGUCUUCACCUGCCUGGCCCGCUCUCCCGCCCAGGAGAGAAACGCCUCCGUCCAACUCGGGGACCACUGCGCCCCACGUCCCGCGAAAUGGCUGUAUAUGGCAAUAGUAUUAAUUUCCGUGAUCCUGGUGACCCUCGGGGCUGUGCUGUGGUUCUGGAAAAUGAAGAAGAGGGAGAAGGCGUCGGCCGCGAGAGAAGUCGGCGACGAGGAAAUCCACUACGCCGAGCUGAGACGGCCCAACCUCCCCGUGGACCACUACCAGGAACUCGGUCAAAGCGGCCCGUCGGCCGAGAGCCGGAACUGCCCGUCGACCAUCUACAGCGAGGUCCAGAGGAUUCCCUCCAGACCCCCGCGGAGGAAGACGUAGCCGCACCGGCCCCGCGCGUCCGGCCCCUCGACGGGGACAGCGGACCCUCGGCCCUCAAGCGGACACAUCCAACCCCACCGGAAAAGGUUCGGCCCUCCCGGAUGGCCCCUUCCGACAAAUUACGAACCCCCGGCCGCGUCGCUGAAGGCGGCCGGGGUCGGGAGGGGGACUUGUGUUUUGGCGGGGGGUGCUGAGGAAGUCUUCCCCGGCGGCAGGCUUCGGCUUAGACCCUCCCGGCCUGUGAGCGGCUUCCCUCCCUUCCCCCCAGGCCGUCU
Messenger RNA from Ornithorhynchus anatinus (platypus), 1380 nucleotides. Its product is annotated as T-lymphocyte surface antigen Ly-9-like. Lineage: Eukaryota; Metazoa; Chordata; Mammalia; Monotremata; Ornithorhynchidae. The record is from RefSeq and is a predicted model, not a curated record. The transcript has 8 exons. Bases 113 to 1105 code for a protein of 330 amino acids.